AUGGCCCAAAAGCUGGAAGAAAAGGGUGGUAAGAAAGGAGGUGUAUGGGAUGAUGGUGUCCACGACGGUAUUAGAAAAGUAUAUGUAGGUCAAGGCCAAGAUUGUAUAACCUUCGUCAAGUUUGAGUAUGUCGAUGGUUCUGAAGUGGUUGUUGGGAAAGAACAUGGAAAAAAGACGCAGCUUGGAACUGAGGAGUUUGAGAUUGAUGCAGAUGACUACCUCAUAUACGUGGAAGCAUUCCGUGAUAAAGCAACCGAAGAAACCAUCGUGGAUCUUAAGUUCGAGACUUAUAAAGGGAAAACCAAUAAGCACAUCGAGACGAGUCCAGGAGUUAAGUUUGUUCUCCAUGGUGGCAAAAUCGUUGGAUUUCACGGGCGUUCGAGCGAUGUUCUACACUCUCUUGGAGCCUAUGUUACUUUCCCGUCCACUCCUGGAUUGCUGGGAAAGUGGAUCAAGUUUACACACUUGACUUAA
Eruca vesicaria subsp. sativa (arugula) is the source of this 474-nucleotide messenger RNA. NCBI's taxonomy places the organism in Eukaryota, Viridiplantae, Streptophyta, Magnoliopsida, Brassicales, Brassicaceae. The record is from the annotation of a GenBank genome assembly.